GUUAGAUUCCUCUGGUCAUCCGGGGUCUCAACGAAUGGGUUACUGCUCUCCUCAGCCAACAUGCCCACGACGAUCGGACGUGGGGACACCUUUCAUGUGGCCGAUGGAUUGCCCAGAACCACGGUAAUACUUUGCUUCUAUCCGUAUUCAUUGCAUCUUGUACCUGUCUGUAACAUCUUCGAUUUUCAGGUUUACCUAAGGGCUCGGUGGAUCCAAGGCCGGAGUCAGCAGCUAAGCCCGCAACGUCGGUACCCGAGUUCAAUUCAGCGGGUGCAUCUCGUAUCCUUGCUGCCGCCGCCAAGAGAAAAAGGCCCUCGGCCAAAGGGCAGAAAUCGAAGAAAAGGGCGAGGAGUCUCAUUAGGACUUUAAGGGAUGAAGCAGAGCCCGAGCUCCUCGUUCGGAGGAUUAGUGUUGCCCCUUCCGUGGCUUUCAUUCCGGAGGGGGGCAUUACCGUUUCACCACCUCAUUCAGCUGGGGAAGGACCUUCAGCUCCGGCAUAAUACACAGGUGAGAAAGAAAUUCAUUACCCGACUCCUCUAAGGUCGAUUGAAUUCAUUGAUAUUUCAGGCGAUGUUUCUUCCGAAGAAACACCUCUGCAAAGGACAAGAAGACCUGGGGAGGCACCCGCUGCCGAAGCCGGUCAAAGGACUGAGCUGGUCCCGGAGACCGAAGUCCCUAUUGAUGUUCAUCUGAUGCCCGACCAUGAGGCUGCUGCAACUUUGGAGAUCCCUGCCUUUGCCGAAGCUGCUGAAGUCCUUCUGAGUUCUCCAGCCCCGGCUUCAAGAUCGGAUGAGUUUGAAGACAUGUUUUCGGACACCCCUCUUGCUACCGGCGAAGCUUCCGGUUUCGGACAUCUCCCGAUCCCUUUAGCCACGGGGGCGGCUAGUCGGACCACCGAGUCUGGUGCUAAGGAUAGCUUGGUCCGCACCUUUUCGGCCCCUAGUGUGGAACCGAGGAGGACAAGAUCGGUUGUGAUCACCGUUCCCGAGGAUUGCAGUUUUAUUUCUCGCCCGGUGGGUGUGGCAAGCUACCUGAGGCCCCUUGUCUCGGACUCGGACAAACAAAAGAUGAACGGAUCCCCUGGCAGUGCCUCAUUAACGAAGGUAUGCACGCGGGCAAUCGAAGUGUGGUGCUUGUCAACGAAGCCUUUGUCCGUGCUCAGCAAGAGGUGGACGAUCUUAAGGGCCAACUGGAUGCCCAAGACCGAGAGACGGAGAAAUUUCAGCACCUUCUGCGGGUGAAGGAGGAUAAGUUGAACCAAGCAGUUACUCUUUCCAACCUCCAACCCAAGCUCGAUGCAACAAAGGCUGAAAACCGUCGAUUAAAGGGUGAGCUGGCCGAGAUGAUCGAAUAUAACCGGAGUCUCGAAGCAGACAAGAUCGGCCUUAGCCGAGAUAACACUCGUCUUUCUUCAAAGCUUGGUGAGCUCAAAACCACCAUCUCUCAACUCCGGGAGGAGCUGGACUCUGUCAAGUCCGAAGCUAUGAGCAUGGCCGAGAGGCAUCGGUUACUCGAAUAUGAAAGUGCCCGGUAUAAAGACCGUAUGAGAGUGUUUGAGGAGAAGGCGGAGAAGAGGGCCCAGAUAUGUGAUGAUCUAAAAACCGAGCUCGAAGAGACGGUUGAUGCUAAUGACACUCUCAAGGUAGAGCGCGAGUCGGCCACCCAAAUGCAAAAUGUACUCAAAGAGGCUCGGGAUAUUCUGGCGGCAAAGCUUGCCCAGGCCGAGGCCGAUUUGGAAGAAGCUCUAAAGAGCGUGGAGGCCGCCGAGGCUCAUGCCACUCUUUCUGCUGAGUAUGAAAAGUGGAAGUCUCGGAGGAUCACCCUUGAGCAAGCCGAGCAUGGCUUUGCGGAUCUUUCGGCCCUAAUACUCGAGGCUAAAAGAGUCGAGGAAGAGGCUAAGGCUGCCCUCGGGGCUGACUCCGACGACUCCGAGCGGACAGUGUCCGAACACUCCGGAUCUAGCCAUACCGGAUAGAUCAGGGCCUGUACUUAGCCUUUUAUUUUUUACCUUUGUAGGAGUCUCCGAUGUAACAUCUUUUGUAUAAACAAAACAUGCAUUUUUCUU
Lycium barbarum (goji berry) is the source of this 2065-nucleotide messenger RNA. RefSeq lists its product as uncharacterized. The record is from RefSeq and is a predicted model, not a curated record. The coding region runs from base 1106 to 1975 and encodes 289 amino acids. The transcript has 2 exons. NCBI's taxonomy places the organism in Eukaryota, Viridiplantae, Streptophyta, Magnoliopsida, Solanales, Solanaceae.